CAGGGAACUGUUUCUCCGCCACACAUAGAGAUCGGUAAUUAUCCGCUACUCAAUAGCCCGACGUGUGGUUUGCGUAAAGUGAAUGGCGAAACACAAUCACGAAUAGUGGCCGGAGAUAUGGCAACAGUGGGUGAGUUCCCGUGGAUGGCGUCCAUUCAAUAUGUGGGAAACAACGGCUCACAACCCCAGGCUUUUGUAUGCGGCGGAGCUCUGAUCGCCGAUCAAUGGGUUAUAACCACUAAACACGAAAUCGUCCGCCGAUUACUCACACCCACCAAUUUGUUGUGUAUUUGGGAGCCUUUCAUAUCAAUGGAAGCACUCAAGAGAUGAAGGAAACGGCAACCGAUUUCUAUUUAUACCCCGAUUAUGAUUUGGCUUUGAUUCGUCUGUCCAGACAUGUGGUG
Molecule: messenger RNA, 404 nt
Organism: Medioppia subpectinata
Lineage: Eukaryota; Metazoa; Arthropoda; Arachnida; Sarcoptiformes; Oppiidae
Source: the annotation of a GenBank genome assembly